UGCUUGUCUGGCUGACUGGCUGCGUUGACGUCAGCGCCGUGUUGAUUUGCUAAGCGGAGAGAAGAAAGGAGUUAGUGCGUGUUGAGAGAGCGGGUACUGCGAACUGCCUUACUAUGCUGUAGCCCCACUCCCCCUAUACUAUACGGAAUCAAAACGUGCAACUUAGGUUUCAUCUUGUUUACAAAGAUAGCUAAAAACACUGCUGAGCGGGAAAGGCAAGCCUCAUGAGUCGGCCUCGUGGAUUGCAUCGAAAUAAUGGAUUUAACUAAAAUGGGUAUGAUCCAGCUCCAGAACCCCAACCACCCCACUGCCCUGCUGCAGAAGGCCAACCAGAUGCGUCUGGCCGGGACUCUGUGUGACGUAGUCAUCAUGGUAGACAGCCAGGAGUUCCACGCACACCGGACUGUGCUAGCCUGCACAAGCAAAAUGUUUGAGAUCCUCUUCCACCGCAGCAGCCAGCAUUACACCCUGGACUUUCUUUCACCAAAGACUUUUCAGCAGAUUUUGGAAUAUGCUUACACUGCCACUCUCCAGGCCAAGGUUGAGGACUUAGAUGACCUUCUGUAUGCAGCAGAGAUCCUGGAGAUUGAAUACUUGGAAGAGCAAUGCCUCAAGAUCCUGGAAACCAUCCAGUCCUCAGAUGAAAAUGAUGUGGAGGUCAAUGUUAAUGACGGGAGCACGGAGGAGGAUGAUGAGCGCAAAGGUCACAAUGGAGCCAAGAACUCCAAAAAGCAUUCCAUGGAGAGUCCCUAUCAGUCAGGUACCCAGCAAGUCUCCAUCAUGGCUGGCAUGUUGGACCAGAGUCCCUCUGUCUCCACCUCCUUUGGAGUCUCCACCCUGAGUCCCACCAAAGCUGCUGUGGACAGCCUGAUGAGCAUCGGCCAGUCUCUGCUCCAGCAGAGCUUUGGGGGUGAACAACUUGUCCAUGGCAACUCACACCACCUGAUGACUGAGAUCAAGACUGAAAUGAUGCAAGUGGACAUGGGUGGCAAUGGCCAUGAGAGCCCUCCCAACAUGGAGUCCAGUGCCUCCAGCAAUGGAGAGCGAAGUGGGGAGGAUAGGAACCGAGAUGGUCCAGGAACACCAACCAGGAGCAGUGUAAUCACCAGUGCGCGCGAACUACAUUACGUCCGCGAUGAAAGCAUGGGUGACCAACAAGCUGAAGUCAGCCAGAUGGGGCUGGAAGCAAUGGCCGGAAUGACGGACAAGCAUCUGGCCUCACUGUACUCCCUACCUGUCAAUCAUAAAUCAGAUGCCAUCAUGUCAAUGCCAGCAUCCAUGGCCUCCGCUCUCCCCAUAUCCCCAGCCCUGGCUAUGUCUAUGGACUUCAGUGCCUAUGGGGGACUCCUGCCUCAGAGCUUCAUCCAGAGAGAAUUCUUCAGCAAGCUCGGGGAGCUGGCAGUGGGCAUGAAACCAGAUGGCAGGAACCAGCAUGAACGUUGCAAUGUUUGUGGUGCAGAACUACCAGAUAACGAAGCUGUGGAGCAGCACAGGAAGAUGCACAGUGGAAUGAAGACCUAUGGCUGUGAACUGUGUGGGAAGAGCUUCCUGGACAGCCUUCGUCUACGGAUGCAUUUGCUGUCUCAUUCAGCUGGUGAGAAGGCCAUAGUUUGUGACCAGUGUGGUGCCCAGUUCCAGACAGAAGAAUCCCUCGAGGCUCACAGGCAGAUCCACACCGGGUCAGACAUGGCCAUCUUCUGUCUGCUUUGUGGGAAGCGUUUCCAGACCCAGACGGCACUGCAGCAGCACAUGGAAGUCCACGCCGGCGUUCGCAGCUACAUUUGCAGUGAAUGCAACCGGACUUUCCCCAGCCAUACUGCACUCAAACGUCACCUACGCUCACACACAGCAGGGGACCACCCAUUUGAGUGUGAGUUCUGCGGGAGCUGCUUCCGAGAUGAGAGUACACUGAAGGGCCACAAACGCAUCCACACCGGAGAGAAGCCCUAUGAAUGUAACGGCUGUGGGAAGAAGUUCAGCCUCAAGCACCAGCUGGAAACCCACUACCGUGUGCACACAGGUGAGAAGCCAUUCGAGUGCAAGCUGUGCCACCAGCGAUCCAGGGACUACUCGGCCAUGAUCAAGCACCUGCGCACCCACAACGGCGCCUCGCCCUACCAAUGCACCAUCUGCCUGGAGUACUGCCCCAGCCUGUCAGCCAUGCAGAAGCACAUGAAAGGCCACAAGCCCGAAGACAUCCCUCCAGACUGGCGCAUAGAGAAGACCUACCUGUACCUCUGCUAUGUCUGAGGCCAGGAGAGUGAAUGAAAAGAGGGAGGGUACGUGUGAGGGUGGGGAGGGGGUUGAGAGGUAAGGGGAAUGUAAUUGAGCGGAUAGGAGACAUGAGCCUGUGGUGAGUGUUGACAAUUUAGGAAUGUCAACAGCAAGAAACUCGAAAGCAAGAGGGUUUGUUUUCUGGAUCUUUUCUUUUCAUGCAAAGGCGGCGACGACUGACGGGUUAAAAGGUUGUUGAUGAUGGGACAAAAGUAUUAACAAGAGGAAGACUUGGACACGGAGAGAAAUUCUCCACCAUUGUUCGGAUUCACCGGGUCAUUCACUACAUCUGCAACUGUGUUAUUGUUUCAGGUCAUUUCAUGCAGCGCCAUAAAGCAAGCAAGCUGCAAGGAAGUGACUUUUGGGAUGCUGCUGCCACAGCGGUGAGAAAGCAGAUUCUCAAGGGCUAUCUUAACCUACACAUUCUUGCCAUCAGGAACCGAAUCUUUCACUCCAUUUAGAAGGAGAGGGGUUCCAAGCUUUUUUUUUGUUCUACUUUGGUAUUGGUUUGUUUACAUUCACCCUGUUUGGUCAUACUAGUUUGGAUCACAUGAAGAAUAUGUGAGUUUGAGCAUCAGUGUAGGCACCCCAGUUCAUCAUAUCAUGGUUUGCUUUCAUAAUAUUGAAGAACUACUGGCUUUCAGAAGCCAAAAUUCUUUUUCUUAUGGCCACAAACCUUCAUAUUAUUGUAGUUAUGAACCAGAACAAGAUCAUCUUGAAGAAGGACUGUGAAUUAUUUUGCAACAGUUUCACCAUGCCAAACGAACUGAAUUAAAGAAACAUAUGCUCUAGAGUUUGAUUAAACUGCUUUGGGUAAACACAGCCCAAAUCCUUUUGAUCCCUAAUGGGAUUUCAACCUGUGCAGUAGACAGAUAUUCCCAGUUUUCACAGAAAUCUGCCAGGGCAGCCUGCCCAUACAUUGCGAUCCUUGAGAUCCCAGCAGUGGCAGUGAGAUAGCCCCUGAGAAUCUGCAGAGGAGCCGUUGGGUGAAUGCAGUAGAUGAAACAGUUCAACUGGAUGAAUGGGAGCACUAAAAUACUGCAAACCAAGCACCUGUUUGGUUGUGAGAGGGUAAGAUGCUAGUGCUGCUUUUUUGUUGGAAGUCCCAGUUUUUUCAGUAGUCUUCCUGGUUCUCCAUGUCUGUCAGAUGAGGACUGGAGAAGGUUGAGUCACCACUGGCCACCCACCAUAAUCCCUGGAGAGCCAAAGGCUUGUGUCACUUUUUCAUCAUAUAUGUUUUUUAGCUCUGCAUCGUAGUUUAUCAUGGCUUGAUUGCACAGGUUAAACAAGUGACGACAACAGUCUCUGUUUGAUGUCUGCAAGUUAUAUAUUUUUUCAUUAAAUAAUAACUGGCUUUUACAGUAUACCACAUUAAACCCAGCCUUUUCACCUACUCAGCAAUAGAUAUACCUGGACUGCUUUUAUCCAUGUACAUUAACCAGAUGACUCCGGUUAUCUCACACUAAUGAUGAACUACACAAACUGACACAUAAACUUUAACACUUUGACCACAACAGAUCGGUUCAUUCACCACAGUGAUUGAAAACAAAAAUGGCUAACGGCUGCUUUCCGUGGGAGUCCUGUGACUUCGACUGCUCAUAGUGAAUGUUGAAGGAGUGCUGGAAAUGCCUUAGCUGCACACCUUAGCAUUUGUCAAAGGUGGUGUGGCAGGUUGAAGACUAUUAUAUGGCAUCAAAAUAUGAAUGUGAAAGACUGUGAGCCAGGUUCAUGCUAGGCUGUGUCAAAAUACAUAGCAGGUUAAUGUUGCCUUUCAUUUGAAGUCAGAACCCUUUAAUCCCCACCUUGGAUGUUGUUAUUACUUUCCCUGCCUUCCAGUGGCUCAGUUUAGAAGACUUUCCCCAUCCAACAUCAAAUGCUGUUCCACAUGCAACAGCUCAUACAUUAGAUAGCUAUCCAGCAGCUGUAAAUGCUAUUUUACAUAUGUGUAAUCGUCCACUACCAACUGAUGUAAUGUGCUGAAACAGAUCACAUAUUGGGGCCGUGAGGUCAUGCAAUCUUCAAAUUCAAACUUUAGUGUACAUUAAGGCAAGGUUGAUUACCGACUGAUUACAGAUUACUAACUGUGCAAGGCGAGAGAGGGAUCUGUGGCCGCAGUUCCCCAGGUGUGUGUCAGUACAUUUUUGUUUGAGAAUAUGCACCACUGGAGUAGAAUGUCAACUGAAAUAAGGACCUUUCAGCGGGCCCUGCGUUAUCUGGUGGUCCUUUCCUGUAUUUCUUUUACAGAUGUGUUUAAAUGGUGCUUAUUCCCAAAUACAUUUGCGCUGGGGCUUUAAGCAAAAUAUCAUUAAGAUGCUCUGUGUACUCUACUGUUUGCAUUGGAUACUUGUGUGCACUAAUGUGCAGAGAGUGGGAGGGAAGAGGGGUCAGUAGGGGUUCUCAGCUAAUUUUUAACCAAAGGCCCCCUUGUUGGUUAAUGUAGGCCUCUCCUUGAGUGUUGUUAAAAUGGGAAAGGUUGUGCAGCAUUUACGGUAUAUGCUCCACUGUUGACAUAACUGCAUCUUGAAAGAAAUGCAACUCUGAAUAUUCUUGCUCAAACUGAAAGGCUUAUUUUGUUGAGUAGGGGGUGGGAAUUUCCGACUUUCUGACUUCUCUGAAAUGCAGCAUUAGACCUAUAUGACUUACGCAGCCACAUGUAUUAUCGUUGGCUGUAAUGAGCAUCACCGCAUGUCACAGCAUUACCAGGGUGAUCACAUAUCCAAAUGGCCGGUGGAAAAGGGGGAAAUAACUGAUAGGAAAAGACACAGCCUAGCAGCUUAGGGGGCGACCAGUAAGAUAACAGAAUAAAUCAACCCUUUCUCUGUGGUUUUGUCCCUGCGCUUUGUCUCGCUCGUCUCCUGUUGUUGUUGCUGUUAAUGUUGUUGUUAUUAUUGACCUUGAGUUUGAUCUCAACACAUCGUACUUGAAUUACCUCGUUUUGUGACCUCAUGUUGCUUGUGUAUUUUAAUUUUCCCUAUUGUUUCAUUUGUACACUUUGUGUUUUGUUUAUGAGUGUAUGUCGAAAAGGUCCAUUGCUUAACAAGAUGAAGCAAUGUGUACACAGAUAAAUUUAAGUGCCACGGUGAAGAGAUUUUUUUUGUUUUUCAAAUGUUGUGUAUUUCUUUGUGCAUUACUUGUUACCAAACUUGGUAUUAUUAACCCCGCUUGUUAAUGAGCCGGAAGGUUUGGUCUUUUGUUAUAAAAGCUACCUCUAAGUUGUUUAAUUUUUUUGGCAAAAGCACAUUUUUUUGUGUUUGUGUUUGCAUUAUUUCAUCGUUGCUACUUCAUCUCAUGCUUCAUUUUUUCAAAAGUUAUGAUUGUCUGUGUUUUAAAGCAAAAUGUAUAUAAAGGGUAAGAGAUAACAAAAGUAGAGAUUGAUAGUAGAGAAGUCAUUCAAAUGGACGUUUAUUCUUCUCUUAUAGUCUCCCCCUGCCCCUCUAACCACAGACGAGCAGACACAAAAAAUAGCAAUUUUGAAGCCUUAAGUAAUGAGUAAGAGAUGCGGCAGAUAAGAGGAAGUACUAUUGCUUUUUAAGAGGGUUUAAAAACAAGAAUUUAAACUUGAAAAUAUGUGAAUAGAAGUGUAGUUUUGUAAUGUGAAAAAAAGAAGGUUCAUCAAAAACGCUGAACCACCCAGGACAGGUCAUAGCUGUAGUGAUGCAGAGUGCGUUGGACAAUUGGAAGUGGUAAUCAAAAAAGAAAAACCAGAAGGUUAAAAAUAGAGAUUCUCUCAGCUGACAAGCUUGCUUGAGAAAUGAGCGUAUUCCUGAACAAGAGCCAAUAGAGGCAAUUUGAUAUAUAAAAAUUGUGAUAUUUUUGUAUUCAGUGUCAGUCCUUUUUCGAUUUGUGGAGGGUUACAGCAGGGCACAAAUAUUUGUAUUUCUUUUUUUUUUACCUGUUUUUUUCUCUCUCUUUGGGUGUGAAUCAUUUAUGCCUUGCUCCUCUUUGAUAUUGUUGGACAAAAAAACGUGUGUGAACAUAUUGUAAUAAUAAGUGUUGCUUUCUGGAUGUCAAUUGCAUUGUAGGGUGAAGGACUAAAUCUAUCCACCACAAAUUUUACGAGUGUAUGUGACAAAAAAAAGAUGCUAAAAUACGGGACAGCAGGGGGGCGCUGCCAUACCGACCAAUUAGUACUUGUCAUUCACAAUUUUUCAAUCAAACUUGACUGUCAGCAUAUUUUUUGUUUUGUAUUUGAAAAAAAAGAAGGGAUGGCAUGUCCCGUGGUGUCUUGCCAUUUUAUUCUUAAACACUGUGAGCUGAGGGUCUUUUGCACCCUCAUGUAAUAUCCACCCACUAUAAUAUACCCAGUCACAGCUCAGUCUGAACCACCACAAUGCAAGACCUGAUCUGUCACAUUAUUCCUAUCAUCGUCCUCUGAAUGUUUUCUACUUUUUCGUGCGGGUGAAAGAGUGCGUAAAAGAGUGUGUAACUAUGUGUGUGUGCGUGUGUGUUAGUGGAAAAAUGCACUAAUCAGAUCAGAUACAAAAUAAAAUGAUAUUCUAUGCCACUUUUUUUCUCUAUGUUGGAAAAAAUAUAUAUAUUCAUUGGCAUCGUUAUAGUUCUUCCCUCAGUGUUCCUCCGAUGUUUCUGUACUAUCUUUGUGCCUAAAAAUGGAAUUUCUUCAACAAAAAUAUCCAUCUAUAUCUGCUUAGUUUCUGUAUUUUCAGAAGAAAAUAAAAAUGGUGUCUCCAGCACCCUAGGGAUGUCAUGACGCUCGAAAAUGACCUGAUUUCUUUUGUUUUUUAAAAUCCUGAAUAGAGCAGGGCUUCUUUUCCAAGGACUGCAAUAAACCCUUAAUGCUAUUGAAAUAGCAACUGGGAUUCUGCAUUCACUUCUUUUCUUAGGCCGUACGCUGUGAUUGGCACCCAAAAGCAUUUAUUUAGCAACACAAAACAAAGCUUAGGGUAAAUUUUACUGGAAUCCAGGCAUGCUGCAGUGGUGAAACUUUCUUUUGGGACAAAAUCUGCUCCAUGAAAUAGUUUUUCUGCAAGCAAUUUAAGCUCCAAGUCGGGUUGGUUCUCCACUCAGAUUGUCUAUUCAGUUUUUUUCUCUUUUUUUAUCAGCAACAGGUUUGCUGAUGUGAACUUUAUAUUGCUCUUGAAAAAAAUAAAAUAAAAAAACCUCCAUUUGGGUAGGUUGGCAAUAGGGUAUUCCCCUUCUGCUUUGUUUCAGUUUUUAAAGUACUUUUUCUUUUCUACAAAAUGCAUUUAGAAGGGGAUGUUAAAUUCGUCAAAGAGGAAUCAUGGCAUCCCUGGAGCUGGCACUCUGUGUUUUGGUGUGGUGUUUCUAGAACAAAGUAGCCAUUUCAUGCAGUGUUGCAAUGCAUGUGCCAUUGAGGUCUAGACUAAAAACUGUUUGAGUAACAAAGCACCAAGACAUUGUAUUUUUUUAUAUUAGCACUGAGGACCAAUUGCCCUGUCGGACCAAGCUUAACAAAGCUUUUUAUGUAACAAAGCUUUUCUCUCUCUGUCUUUCCCUGGCUUGUCUGUGCUACUUCUCUCCUCCAUUGUUGUGACAGCACAAGUGCCAGUCAAGUUGCUCUGUAUUAAGAAAAUAGUGUUUUUAUUAUGAUUUGAAUUGUUAUAGUUUUUGUCUACCUCAGCACCUAAUCUUAGCCUAAUCUUAGAAGGUGCCCAAUUAUUAUUUUUUAUUUUCUUUAUUUUCUUCUCUUAUUGUUGCCAGUUGUAUAAUUUUUUCAAAUUUGCAUUAGAGCUUUGCAAAGGUCCUUUGUCUUUUCCAGCGACAACGUGCUAUUUUUUUCCCGUGGCAGUACGUUUCCUGUUGAGCUGUGCCACCAAUCUAUAGCCACCGUCUGUUGAUAUAGAGGUUGUUCUUUUUUGUUUCUUUCCAUGUAGAAUCAGACACCUCUCUUUGUAACAUUUCAGUGUUCUCUGAUGGAGUGUGAAAAAAAAAUAAAAAGGAAAAAUAAAAGAUUUAAUGCUG
This is a messenger RNA of Micropterus dolomieu (smallmouth bass), 8214 nucleotides long. RefSeq names its product zinc finger and BTB domain containing 16a (gene zbtb16a). The transcript is spliced from 7 exons. Gene Ontology annotation, molecular function: protein binding; DNA-binding transcription factor activity, RNA polymerase II-specific; RNA polymerase II cis-regulatory region sequence-specific DNA binding. Gene Ontology annotation, cellular component: nucleus. Gene Ontology annotation, biological process: regulation of cytokine production; regulation of immune system process; negative regulation of transcription by RNA polymerase II. Bases 256 to 2250 code for a protein of 664 amino acids. NCBI's taxonomy places the organism in Eukaryota, Metazoa, Chordata, Actinopteri, Centrarchiformes, Centrarchidae. The record is from RefSeq and is a predicted model, not a curated record.